Messenger RNA from Miniopterus natalensis, 1449 nucleotides. It is a transcript of the gene SFXN2, whose product is annotated as sideroflexin 2. Gene Ontology annotation, biological process: serine import into mitochondrion; monoatomic ion transport. Gene Ontology annotation, cellular component: mitochondrial inner membrane. Gene Ontology annotation, molecular function: monoatomic ion transmembrane transporter activity. The record is from RefSeq and is a predicted model, not a curated record. NCBI's taxonomy places the organism in Eukaryota, Metazoa, Chordata, Mammalia, Chiroptera, Miniopteridae.
CCAGGUAAGUGGUCUGGGGAGGAAGCCGCCCACCGCGUCUACUUCCAGUCCUCACCUCCUGGGAGGGAGGUUGUGUUUCUGGCUUGACUCUGCCCACGCAAGUCUGCAGCGCGGACUGGGCUUCCACCUGCUGCAGCCACGUGGCGAGAGGAGUGCCAAAGUCUGCCCCCGGACCUCUCCCUCAUGGCCCCCAGCGCCGUCGUCUGUCAGUCUGAGGGGCGGGGGAGUUGAGGGUUGUGUGCCCUUCUCCACACACCGGUGUUAAAGUCCGGGAUGGAGGAGCCCGAGUGGUGGGAGGCUGCCUGUCGGAGUCCACAGUUUUGUGUAUGAGCAAGAUGGAGGCUGACGCAUCUGGCUUUAACAUCGAUGCCCCCCGUUGGGACCAGCGCACGUUCCUGGGGCGAGUGAAGUACUUCUUCAAUAUCACGGACCCCCGCACUGCUUUGGUACCAGAGCAAGAGCUGGACUGGGCCAAGGCAAUGGUGGAGAAGAGCAGGAUGGGGAUCGUGCCCCCAGGCACCCAAGUGGAGCAGCUGCUUUAUGCCAAGAAGCUGUAUGAUGCAGCCUUCCACCCUGAUACCGGAGAGAAGAUGAAUGUCAUUGGACGGAUGUCCUUCCAGGUUCCUGGCGGCAUGAUCAUCACAGGCUUCAUGCUCCAAUUCUACAGGACGAUGCCGGCGGUCAUCUUCUGGCAGUGGGUGAACCAGUCCUUCAAUGCCUUAGUCAACUACACCAACAGGAAUGCGGCUUCCCCCACAUCAGUCAGGCAGUUGGCCCUUUCCUACUUCUCAGCUACCACCACUGCUGUGGCCACUGCUGUGGGCAUGAACAUGUUGACAAAGAAAGCUCCACCCUUGGUGGGCCGCUGGGUGCCCUUUGCUGCUGUGGCUGCUGCUAACUGUGUCAACAUCCCAAUGAUGCGACAACAGGAACUCAUCCAGGGCAUCCGCGUGAACGACAGGAAUAACAAUGAGAUUGGUCAUUCCCGGAGAGCUGCAGCCAUAGGCAUCACCCAAGUGGUUAUUUCUCGGAUCACCAUGGCAGCCCCUGGCAUGAUCUUAUUGCCGGUCAUCAUGGAAAGGCUGGAGAAGCUGCCCUUCAUGCAGAAAGUCAAGGUCCUGCAUGCGCCAUUGCAGGUUAUGCUGUGUGGGUGCUUCCUCAUCUUCAUGGUGCCAGUGGCAUGUGGGCUCUUCCCACAGAAAUGUGAAUUGCCAGUUUCUUAUCUGGAACCGGAGCUCCAAGACAGCAUCAAGGCCAAGUAUGGAGAACUUGUGCCUUACGUUUACUUCAAUAAGGGUCUCUAAAUCCUCGCCCACCCCUACCCCUCCAAGGACCAGUUUAUACCAGCUCCUCCUUAGCCUCCUCUGCCUUCAUUCCUCUUUGCCAGUAGGGCCUGAGGCUAGGGUGGAUUUGGGGGUGGAGGUAUGAGGAUGCCUCAUGCUUCUACCC